This is a messenger RNA of Pomacea canaliculata, 4947 nucleotides long. Its product is annotated as 11-cis retinol dehydrogenase-like. NCBI's taxonomy places the organism in Eukaryota, Metazoa, Mollusca, Gastropoda, Architaenioglossa, Ampullariidae. The transcript has 6 exons. The coding region runs from base 942 to 2135 and encodes 397 amino acids. The record is from RefSeq and is a predicted model, not a curated record.
GUUUAGAUUUUGUCUCUGACAUCUGUUUACAAGACUUGUUGCGGGAUAUAGCUUUAGCUGCUGGCUCGGCGGAAAACAUCCAUUCUGCCCCUCCUACCCCUACCUCUGCCACACUGAGCUUUGUGUUGUCACAGCUCCGAGCUAGCAAAGCAGGUGCGGCUGUUCUCGAUGCCCGCUAUAAAGGACGGUCGUCGUUGGCGGCCAUAGUGUGUGAACCUAGCGUGACAUGCACCAGUGCGCAUGCGCAGAGGUACGUCUGACGACUUGAACGCCUCUGAUUAGAUCCCCAACGGCUAUCGGUCAAGUCCAGAGUUCACUCACACGCUCCGCGGAAGCAAGCGAGGACACACGCAGCGGGGAGCCACGGCCCAGUUGCCGCCCCUACACAGCCGCCCACGCACACACACGCACACACGCACGCGCACACACACACACACGAGAGCUCAUUCACAGCUCGGCAUCUGCGCAGGAAAGAAGCCAGUCCGGGAGUGUGUCCCUCCCCGACCGCGUCCCAUUCACGCAGGAGACUUGCCUACGGCAACAGGUUUAGUCAGUCUACGGCUCACAACGUGAAGUUUACGUGCUUCAUCCACGCGCGGGCACGAGCGCGACGGCGUUUUGCUCCGAUUCUCCUCACAGGUAAAUUUUCAUCGGAUGAACUUUCCUCGGCAAGCGAAAGUACCUCUACACACUCGACCUCUUUUUUUUAAUAAUUUACCUGCAAGCUUUACCUGACAGUUGUACCGCCGGCGCAGGUGUGUUUUGAGUUACUUGACCUGGCAAAAGUGAUACACUAAAAAAAAAAAAAAAACUUGAACUGCUCGCACUUGCUGGGCCCUGCUGCGUGUCAGGGUAGCCGGGGACUCGGCACACCUGUGUUGGGCGUUAAGAAAACUGUGAACUACGCAAGUUUGUGUGAGGGUCAGUCUGAGGCAAGCAUCAUGAUUGCCAGAACGGUUGCGGGGAUUUCCGUUGUCCUGGCAACAUACGUCAUGAUCUGGCGACCGGAGCCCUUUGGACGAGCGCUGGACUCUGUGUUUGUGGCGGCUGUUUUCUACCUGUCCGUCGCCUUUCUGUCGGCUUACCUGAUCUUCGGCAAGCGGCCUACGCGCUUUAUAGACCCUGCCGGCAAAGCCGUCGUCAUUACAGGAUGCGACAGUGGCUUUGGCUUCAGUCUUGCCCAGAAGCUGGACGCAAUGGGGUUCCAGGUGUUUGCCGGUUGCCUAGCACCAGACCGCGAGGGGGCGCUGCAGCUGCAGAAGUCCUGCUCCAGUCGUCUGCGCGUGGUGCAGCUUGACGUCACUGAUGACUGGCACGUGCGCAACGCCCUCAGGCUGGUCAAGGACAACAUCGUGGAGGGCGGUCUGUGGGCCGUGGUGAACAACGCAGGCAUCGCCACGUUCACGGAGAUCGAGUGGUGCGCCGUGGACCACUUCCAGAAGAUCAUGGACGUCAACGUCCUGGGCGUGGUGCGCGUCACCAAGGCCUUCCUGCCUCUCCUCCGGCAGUCAAAAGGCCGCGUCAUCAACGUCGCCAGCCUAGCAGGUCGCUUCACGCUUCCAGCCUUUGCUGCCUACUCCAUGUCCAAGAAAGCGUGUAUCGCCUUUUCUGACGCCCUGCGCCAAGAGAUGGCCAAGUUUGAUGUGUCUGUGGUCACCAUAGAGCCUGGACUCUACAGGACACCCAUCACCCAGGAACAGUAUCUCAUCGACCUCAACCGGAAGUCGUGGGCCGAGACUCCUACCGACAUCAGAGCCGACUACGGGGAGGAGUACUUCAACGCCUUCCUGCGCAACAUCUCCGAGCAGAUGAAGCGAGCACGACCCAAUGUAGAGGAGGUUGUGGAUCUGAUGGUGACGGCCGUGUGUUCGGAGAAGCCACGUCACCGUUACGUGCCUUACUGGCGUUCGUACCUCCGCUCCCUCGUCCUCAGCAACUGCCCCGCCUACGUCAGCGACAGGGUUUUCAAAAAAGUGGGGGUCAAAGUUCCUCCCAGUGCCAGGACAAGGAUCUCGUCUUCCAAGUCGUCUUCUGCCAGCAGCACGCCCAAGACAGGGUCACCUAACACGCUGGAGAGAAAAGUCACUUCAGAGGUCAACGGAAGUCCGGGGAGUUCCGGCAAUGAGAGAGAAUGAGACAGAGACUGAGCCUGGGUCCAGCAUCACUUCUACAGAGACUGAUGAACACAAGAGCUCAACAUUUCAGUGGACUUUGACAGGGUUUUCGUAGCACAAUAUUUGAUGUCUUUAAAACAAACAAAUCUUGUUGCUGUUGCUGUUGUUGUUGUUGUUUAGUACAUAGUUGUUGGAGCUUAGCAUAUAGUUGUGGUAAGGUAAUUUAAAAUCUUUGCGUUGUCUCCCUUAUAUUAGCAAAGUCAUUCACGUUGGACGACAUGUACAAUCGCCCGAUUUAAAUAAGAAGCCACUUUUCUACAGACCAAAGAUACUUUUGUUCUGCAGCUCAGGAAAUCCUUUUGCCCAUUGCUUAUGGCUUGGCAAAAGACAACUACCUAAGCUAUCCUUUCUUAGACAUCAGGAUUUAAGGCAUGAAGAGGGAGAUAAUUGUUUUUACUUUUUUAUUUGUUGUUUUGUUACAUUUGUUCCCAUGUUUGAAGGUCAGUUAUUUUGAAGCUUUCCUUCUGCUAAUCGCAUGGACCUGUAACUGUGUUUGCUACGUUGUGUCUACAGUCCAAGGACCUUUUUUUUUUGAAUUAUUUACAUUCGGAAAAAUAGCUUGUGAAAUUGUAAGACAUUUGUACAUACUAAAACUAAACUUUACAUUAUUAUCCGGUGUAUAUUAAAAGCACUGCAGACAAACUGGAAAGCAAAAUGAUCUUUACAAAGAGGUUGUGCCAACCAAUUGUUGAAAAUCCCCAGUUGUUGUAAUGGUGGAUGUAGCAUGCUUAUAGUGUGUCCCCUUCAUCUUCCAAAACUGUUCCCAUUCACAUGCUAAAUAUCUCAUUAUCGAGGCAAAUAACAGCUAACUCCAUAGCCAUUUUUAAUUAGCUGUUUGAUGCAAGAAGCUGUUCAUAGUACUACCUUCGAAUGUUCUCAUUACUGUGAUUCGAACAAAUCGCAAGGAUGGUUUUGUGAGAUGAGGAGAAAGCUACUGGGCGAAUAGUUUGGUUGAGGUAAAAGAAAGUGUUGUGCUGAUAGGUGGUUGUGUAUACUUUCCAAGAAAUCCUGUAAAUCUCACUGUUCUAAGGUCACUGUACUAAAACAGAAUAGACAGUAUUCUUCACAUUGUGUCGCAACUAUUCGUCAGCUCUUAAUGACAUCGAUGACGAUUUUAUAACCUCCUCACCCCCUCUAACUGGCAUUUGUAAGAUGUUGUUGCAUUUCUGCAUGGCCUCUUGUCAAGAGGGUUGUGGAUUUACAAAAAAAAAAAAAAAAAAAAAAAAAAAAAGAGAGAAAAAUAUAAAAACAAAACAAAACUACACCCAAAAUGGCUGUGAAAGUAGGCUACAACUGUUUCUCUACGUUUGCGGUCAUUUGUAAAGUGGUAGACACCUAACUGGACGCUUACGAUCAGGGAUUACUUCCCCUGUGCAAAAGGGAAAUAGAGGAAACAAGAACAGACUUUGUUGUUCAGUAGUUUCAGGGCUACUUUCUUUGUAUUGACAAUAGUUGUUAUGGAAUUGUCAUUUGUACAGCUGUCAUGCAUGACGAGGUGUGUUCUUUUGAAGAUCUCUUUGUUAUUUUAGUUUUGUCCUGUGACUCAUUCCACUAUAAUACAUGUUUCAUCUGAAUGCACUUAAUGUUGAUCAGGUGUUUUAUGGCACAUAUACUGCACACAAUUAACCUACCUGUAGUCAUGUUCCGUAUUCUUCCAGCUUCGCUUUUAAAACCGACUAUGAGGGGCAAACUAAAUACAAACCCACUAACGGCAAACCUGAUUCUUUUCAUUGAAAUGAUUUACUUCAGUGUUUGAUGGCGUUCUUUAAGUAGUUAUUAUUAUUAAAAUUGGUUUUUUAUUAUAGAUUUUUCUCCAUCAUUUGCCGAUGUUUGAUGACUUCUACUGAAUGUUGUGUUAUCUUCCUAUCGCUUUUUUCUGACAUUUUGUGGCACAUGCGAGGACGCAUUUACCCUUCCAGUGACUCAGGCCUCAAAUGGGUCCAAGUGCUUAGACAGUAGUGGGGGUGAGGAGGAGGGAGGAGCAGCAGUGAUUAACCUUUAAAGGCUGAUGCUUGUUGUCUGUUACAUUCGUUAACAGUUUGUGUCCAGAGUCGUAUCUGGAAUCGUGAUGCCAUUAGCUGAGCAGUUACUAAGUUGAUAUACCAUGGUUAUUAUAUGAAUGAGCAAUUAAUUCUGGGAUUCAAGCAAAGGGGUUUUACCCAUUAAUUAUGGCACUUUUAGACACAUUUGUUGGACGCUUGUUUAUUCGCCCAUUUAGAGGAAUUGAGAAAUAAUCAUUAUACACAGAUAGCAGUUCACUCGUACACUUUCCGUCGUUGAUGUCUGCGCCUGUCUCUUCCCUGUUAUAUGUUUUGCUUUUAUACCUCCUUUUUGUAAAUGCGAUCAGGGAAACUUUGUCGGCAUUUCAGAAGGGAUUAGGGAAAAUUUGUUCUAUUUUUCUGUUCCCAAUCUCUCUCUGUGUCUGUCUCUUUCUUUCUAUGUCUGUGUGUGUGUAAAAGUGGAAACUAUUUAAAGCGUAUAUUGACAUUAAUUUUCUGUUGUUUGGGUUCUUGUCAUUUUGUUUUCUUUGCUCACUAUAUAGUUAAUUACAAUCCACUUAGACAUAAUAAAUUUGUUUACUUCAAUUCCACGCGUCAUGUAAAGCAUUUACAAGGUAUAAACCAUUAAUAAGCUCAUGUUUGUGUAAUGAGGGGCACAAUACCGUGGCUGUUUUAAACACAUAUACCUCUACAGGUUGUAUUGUGAUAUUGCUGUUCUGUAUAAUCAUUUUUAUCAGUGUUGAAUUUGUAAAAUAAAACCAAUAUUAAAUCUU